Eurypyga helias (sunbittern) is the source of this 551-nucleotide messenger RNA. It is a transcript of the gene SURF2, whose product is annotated as surfeit 2. Lineage: Eukaryota; Metazoa; Chordata; Aves; Eurypygiformes; Eurypygidae. The annotation marks the transcript as partial. The transcript has 5 exons. The record is from RefSeq and is a predicted model, not a curated record.
CUGACGGCGAGUUCGACUACGGCAAGUUUGAGCCCCACAUAGUGCCCAGCACAAAGAAUCUACACCAGCUGUUCUGCAAGCUCACUCUCAGGCACAUCAACAAGCUUCCAGAGCACGUGCUGCGUCAUGUCCAAGGGAAGCGCUAUCAGAAGGCCCUGAAAACGUAUGAGGAGUGCCAGAAGGAGGGAGUGGAGUACAUCCCCGCCUGCUUGCGACAGAAGAAGCGGCGGACGCAGCACCCUGAUGACCAAAUGAACGGGAGCCGGCAGCCUUACAAGAGAGAGGAGUUCUGGGAGCCAAAGUCCAGUGAUGAGGCUGAGGAUGGAGAGGAGACAGACGACAGCAUGAGUGACCUGUACCCACCUGCACUCUUCCCAGAGAAAAGCCCCUCGGCCCCCCAAACCACAAAGGGCAGCGACGACUUUGCAACAGACAGCGAGGAUGACGGGGCCAAGCGGGACGGCGACGAACAGUCAGGCCCUUUACAGAAGAAAUUCAAGAGUCAUCACCACAAACGCAAGAACCCCAAGAAGGCAACCAACAGCAAAUAA